This is a messenger RNA of Xyrauchen texanus (razorback sucker), 2442 nucleotides long. It is a transcript of the gene ptp4a1, whose product is annotated as protein tyrosine phosphatase 4A1. Gene Ontology annotation, molecular function: protein tyrosine phosphatase activity. The record is from RefSeq and is a predicted model, not a curated record. Gene Ontology annotation, biological process: protein dephosphorylation. The transcript has 6 exons. NCBI's taxonomy places the organism in Eukaryota, Metazoa, Chordata, Actinopteri, Cypriniformes, Catostomidae. The coding region runs from base 604 to 1125 and encodes 173 amino acids. Gene Ontology annotation, cellular component: nucleus.
UGUGUGUAGGGUGCGGUUUCUUGAGUCCAGCUGUAACCGGUUACCGGAGACUCUCAUUACAAACGGCAGCGCUGUAUGGUCAAACACUACAACAAUUAACGCACAGCUUUCUCCGGACCGGCUUUAUGAUUAAGCUACAAUCUUCAAUGAGUAAGCAUAUUCCACAGUUCUGUGGUGUUUUGGGUCACACAUUUAUGGAGUUUCUGAAGGGCAGUGGGGACUACUGCCAGGCUCAGCACAGCAUUUAUUCAGAGAAGUGAACGGUGAGCCUCACUACCUCAUCAGAAGAGAGACUUGUGUUACUGUUUUAACGUUGGCGGGAACAGGCUUGGAGAGUGGGCAUCCACAGCAGUCAGCGGGUCUGGAUGGGGUAAAAAAAUCUCAAAGUGCACUGCCUUGACAAACCUGCGUCUUCACUCUCACCAGAAGACCAGCCUUGUUUUCUAGAAUUUUUGUUUAUUUCUCUUUUUCUUUCAUUUUUCUUGCUCUUAAUCAAACCCACCUCUGGAUCACAACUCUCUUGGUUGUAUUCGCCAAUUUUUUACAGGAGAGUGUAAUCACAUUCAUUUUUAAAGAUUUAAAAGCCAAUUUGAAUAGUCAAAAAUGGCUCGAAUGAAUCGACCUGCCCCAGUGGAGAUCACUUACAAAAACAUGCGAUUUCUCAUUACCCACAACCCCACUAAUGCCACCCUUCAUAAAUUCAUUGAGGAACUGAAGAAGUAUGGGGUGACCACAGUUGUUAGAGUGUGUGAAGCCACAUAUGAUGCAAACCUGGUUGUUAAAGAGGGGAUUCAGGUUUUGGAUUGGCCCUUUGAUGAUGGAGCUCCUCCUUCUAACCAGAUUGUUGAUGAUUGGCUUAAUCUGCUUAGGGUUAAAUUUAGGGAGGAGCCAGGCUGCUGCAUUGCUGUACAUUGUGUAGCUGGCCUUGGAAGAGCCCCAGUGCUAGUUGCCCUAGCCCUGAUUGAGUGCGGAAUGAAAUACGAGGAUGCUGUUCAGUUCAUACGACAAAAGCGCCGUGGAGCAUUUAACAGCAAGCAGCUCUUCUAUCUGGAGAAAUAUCGUCCCAAAAUGCGACUUCGCUUCAAGGAUUCCAACAGCCAUCGCAACAACUGCUGCAUUCAGUAAAAGCUAGUUGAUCAGCCUUUCUAAAAUGUGUAAACAGAAAAUGUAUCUAACAUGAGUAGUUUGUUCUCUUAAUUGGAAACUGUGAGAAUAUGUUACAAAAAUUAAGCUUAUUUUAUUAAGAGUGUCCUCCCCACCCUUUUGUUUUACAUUUGUUCCUGUGGAAAACAUCUGUCAGCAAGUUAAAGUGCUUGUUUGCUUGUUUUUAAAGGGCGGUUGGAACAUGAGCUAGGUGUAUGCAAUUACGUUUUCAAUGGUUGGUGAUCAUGGUUAAUUGCAACUCUGCCAAACACAUGGUAUGCUUUUGUCUAAAUGGUCUUAAAAAAAAAUUUUCAUUUUUUUUUUGUUAUUGAUGAAUUUUUGUCUCUGUUAUGUAUGCCUCUAAGAAAAUCUAAAAUGCCUUAUUACAGCAUCUAGUGGAGGGUUUCUCAGUGGCAUUUGGAGAGGUUUCUAAAUGAGUGUGUUUACAUGCACAACAGUACAAUGUUAACCAUUCAAAUCAGCUUAUACACCGUAAGAAACUCAUGUUUAUGUGUGAUUUGAAAUUGUAUUUAUUAUUCCCCGCUUUUGACCUCAAAACGUAAACUGACAUGUUCACAACACUUGCGCACAUAAACUGGUAAGAAUACCUUUUAGAGGUGUUUACAUGCAACACAAAAUCGGGGUAAUGAUCAAAAAUCUAUGUGAGCUGUUUUUUUCUUCCAAUUUCGCUCUGCAUGUACACACAUUUACCUGGUUUCUUGCCAGCUUAACCAAUGUGCGCAAGUCUAGUGCUCGUGCAGGUUUACGUUUUGACAUUAAAAGCAGAGAAUAAGGUCAGAAACACUUUACGCAAGUAAUUGACAAUUAAUUGCCAAUGCAUGGUCCGGUUGAACAUACAUAAUGUGCGUACUUGCAUUACUGUGGCGAUUAAAAACAUCUCCGUACUCGAGGACGAUUACCUUUAAAAGUCUGUGCCAUUUAAUGUCCUUUGUGGGGGGUAAAGGAAAACAAAAUCUCUUCAUAUACAUUUAUUGAAGGUUGGAGUAAUAGUUUUUGUUGUUUAUCCAAACUUUGUUUACCUGUUACUGCCAUGUCAAUAGUGUGAUGUUUGUGUUUUGGCUUAAAGCAGGAAUUCAAUGUCUAAAGGCAUUUUUAGGCCUUUUUAUUUGGUGUGCAUAACUUAAUAUUUCAAUACUUGAUUUAUGUACAGUAUUUGAAAAUGUGUACUGUUAUAUCACCUAUUUAUAUCAAUGGAUAUGUGUUUUAGUUUAGUGAGAGAUAAGUUGCAACAAGUUCGCCAAUUUAAGAGUAAAAUAAACAGAAGAUGCACUGAAGGAA